Penicilliopsis zonata CBS 506.65 is the source of this 3903-nucleotide messenger RNA. RefSeq lists its product as hypothetical. Gene Ontology annotation, molecular function: D-type glycerophospholipase activity. Bases 1 to 3903 code for a protein of 1300 amino acids. NCBI's taxonomy places the organism in Eukaryota, Fungi, Ascomycota, Eurotiomycetes, Eurotiales, Aspergillaceae. The transcript is spliced from 5 exons. Gene Ontology annotation, biological process: cell motility; intracellular signal transduction; phosphatidic acid biosynthetic process. The record is from RefSeq and is a predicted model, not a curated record.
AUGUCGGACCAAGAAAAUCCGCUGGCCUAUGGCCGGUACUAUGAGAAUUCCGGUCGUGGGGGAAAUGGGGAGAGCACCAGGGGGUUUAUUGAUGACACCUUCAAGAUGUUGAAGGAGACCUACAAAACCCAUCACUCUCAGUCCCAACAGCAGCAGCAGCAGCAGCAGCAGCAGUCAGGCCAGGCCUCCCAGCAGUACUCCUACGGUUCUGGAAAUUAUGGGAAUGAGCCUCCUCAGCCUUUCCAGCAACAUCAAGGUCAGCCCAACCAAUACUCGCAGAACUAUUCCUAUGGGUCUCAGGGCCAGCAGUCUGCUCCCGGCUACCAGCAGCCUCAGCCUCAGUAUCAAGAGAAGCCUCAGAAGCAAGACAAACUCUCCGGCCUUUUCGACAAAAUCCAAGGCGCUGUUACCGAUCUAGGCACAGAUGUCGCUCAGCGACUGGGCACAGCUAUUGAUCCAAAGGCGUAUGCGGAAUAUGGUACAGAGAAGCCCAAUGCACAGCAGAACAACAGAUUCGGUAGCUUCGCUCCUACGCGCGAAGGCAACGAUGUCAAGUGGUAUGUUGAUGGUUGCAACUAUUUCUGGGCCGUCUCCCGAGCGAUCGAAAACGCUCGGGAGUCGAUCUGGAUCCUGGACUGGUGGCUUUCUCCAGAACUAUAUCUGAGACGCCCUCCUGCCAAGAAUGAACAGUAUCGUUUGGACCGCAUGCUCCAAGCUGCCGCCCAGCGUGGGGUUCGCAUCAACGUCAUCGUGUACAAGGAGGUUACUCAGGCGUUGACCUUGUCCUCGGCACACACAAAACACGUGUUGGAAGGCCUUCAUCCAAAUAUCUCUGUUUUCCGUCAUCCCGAUCACAUCCCUGACGGGAAAGAAAUAGAGGCCAGUAUCGCUUCUUCGUUCCAAAACCUUUUACUUGACACGACCUCUCUCGCAAAACUGCCCGGAGAUGCCCUCAAGAGUCUAUACGGCAUGAAAGACGACGCUAUUCUGUACUGGGCCCAUCAUGAAAAGCUUUGCUUGAUUGAUGGCGCAGUUGCAUUCAUGGGAGGUCUGGACUUGUGCUUCGGCCGCUGGGAUACUCACCAGCACUCUAUUGCCGACGUCCACCCGACAGACCUCAACGAAAUCGUCUUUCCAGGCCAGGACUACAACAAUGCCCGUGUCCUUGAUUUCCAUGAUGUCUCUCACUGGGAAAACAAUCAAUUGGACCGGAAGGCCACGUCGCGUAUGGGCUGGUCUGACAUCUCCGUGAGUUUGCAUGGUCCAGUUGUUGAGGAUCUGCGUCGCCACUUUGUGCAGCGUUGGAACUUCAUCUACGAGACGAAGUAUAAAGCUCGCAAUCAGCAGAGGUAUACCAAUUUGGUGCUUUACGGGCGUCCUACCUCCUCUACUGGCCAGCAACAAUAUCAGCAAAGGCCUCCUCAGCAGCAAGCAGCACCUGGUCAGCAGCAGCAGCAGCAGCAGCCUCCUCAACAGCCUCCAGCACCCGGCUAUCAAGCAAACACUCCAUCCACAUAUUCUGGGGCCCAAGGAGCAGCAGCCUAUCAACCAUCAAACCCCAGCUCGCCGCAUCCGCCCCAGUCUCAAGGUCAAGGACCUUCGGGAUACCAGCAACCGUACGCUGGCGCGACACCUCCGCCCCAGUCCCAGGGAACACCGGGCUACCAGCAAUCCUACACCGGCAGUCCGAACCCCACCCAGCCCCAAGGCCAAGGAGCAUCGGCUUACCAGCAACCAUACUCUGGUUCCCCGCACCCGCCGCCAUCCCAGAGCCAAGGUCCAUCGGCUUACACUAGUACUCCGCCACCUCAGUCCCAAGGCCAAGGAGCAUCGGCUUACCAGCAACCAUCCCCGCACCCGCCACCGUCCCAGGGCCAAGGAACAUCGGGCUACCAGCAACCGUACACCGGCUCGCCGAACCCAACCCAGACCCAGGGCACUCAGGGGGCGGCAGGCUAUCAACAACCAUACGCCGGAUCUCCGAACCCGUCCCAAGCUCAAGGCACUCAAGGCGCGCAGGGAGCAUCAGGCUAUCACCAGCCAUACUCGGGCUCGCCGGAUCUAUCUCAGCCUCACGCUAGCCAAACAUACACUUAUACUGGCGAUUCUUUCCCACCACCUCCUCCUGGACACCCGAGCCAGCCCUCCGCCGCGCCGUAUCAGCAAACCCCGACGCCUCCAGCCCAGGCUCCCUACUUCCCACCUCCGCCCACGCAAGAUCAACAGCACAGCCAGACCCGCGGCAUUGAUGAAUACUACCACGCCGGAGGAUACGGUGAAGGCGAUCAUGAGCGAGGCUCUGGAUCGGGCUCAGGGUCCAGUACCCGUCGGUUCCGCGAGGAGUUUACCGAAUACAGCAGUGUCAUUCGCAGUCAGCUGGCGGGCCAGAUGCACCACUACCAGGACCGCUUGAACACGUAUGGCCGUCCUCAACAGCAAGUGCGUGGAGGCAUGACUUGUCAAAUUGUGCGAAGCUGCUCGAAUUGGAGCCACGGUAUUCCCACAGAACACUCCAUUGCCGAUGCCUACGCCGCCGUCAUCCGCAACAGCCAGCAUUUCGUUUAUAUCGAAAACCAGUUCUUCAUCACCGCGACGGGCGAUUCUCAGAAGCCUGUUCACAACCAGAUUGGUGCUGCGAUUGUCGAGCGGAUCCUGCGCGCGGCUCGGGCAGGCGAGAAGUACAAGAUUAUUGUUGUCAUCCCGUCUGUUCCUGGUUUCGCGGGCGACCUGCGAGACGACUCGGCCCUCGGCACACGUGCGAUCAUGGAAUUCCAAUACAACUCGAUCAACCGUGGAGGACACAGUAUCAUGGAGUUGAUCGCCAAGGAAGGCUUCAAUCCUAUGGACUACAUCCGCUUCUACAACCUUCGUAACUAUGACCGUCUCAACGUCAGCGAUACGAUUCACCAAGUCGAACAGCGGAGCGGUGUCAACUACGAAGAGGCGCGCAGAGAGCACGAUGUCACUACCGGCGGACAAGGUGGCUAUGGACCUGGUGCUCCCCGGGCUGCGUUCGACACCACGGCGCCCUACCAGCAGUAUCAACAAGCCGCGCAGCAAGUCUAUGGUUCGAAGCCGGUGACUUCCGGGCGGUGGGACAGCGUUAGCGAGUGCUACAUGUUGAAUGGCGAGGAUAUCCGUAACGUGCCUUGGGACGGAUCACCCGAGGCUGAGAUUCACGCUUUCGUUAGCGAAGAGCUAUACAUCCAUUCUAAGGUCAUGAUUGCCGAUGACAGGGUAGUGAUCUGCGGCUCUGCCAACCUGAACGACCGAUCUCAGCUGGGAGACCAUGACUCCGAGAUUGCGAUUGUGAUUGAGGAUUUCACACCUGUACACAGCACUAUGAAUGGCAAGCCCUUUACGGUGGGUCGAUUCGCGACCUCACUCAGACGGGAGCUGUUCCGCAAGCACCUGGGCCUGCUCCCUGCACAGAACUACCAGCAGCCGACUGCCAGCUCCGAGCCCGUCGGUAUCCCCAGCCACUUGGACCUCGAGUCCCCGGAAAGCCAGAUCGUGGCGGAUCCCCUGGCGGACACGUUCCAGAGCCUGUGGAACACCCGGGCGCGCACCAACACCCAAGUGUUCAACAAGGUGUUCCAUGCCGUACCCGACGACUCUGUGCGCAACUGGGCAACAUACAAGGAGUUCUACGAGUAUUUCUUCCGCGCGGCCGACAAGGACGCUGCCGAUGGCUCCAAGGAGCGUCACCCGGCGCGCUACCAGUGGGGCCAUGUGGUUCGCGAGGAGUUUGCUCCUGGACCCGAGGGCGUCCAGCAGGUCAAAGAACAGCUCAGCCAGGUCAAGGGCACCUUGGUCGAGAUGCCUUUGAUGUUUUUGAUCGAGGAGGACAUUGCCAAGGAGGGCCUGUCGCUCAAUGACUUGACUGAGCCGAUUUACACCUAG